AUGACUGCCCACGAGCGCCCACAACAUGACAACAAACCCCCACCCACGACAACAAACACCCACGAGCGCAACGCAAACGCCAACACAAAGACGAACGAAACGGCAACCCACCCCCAUGGACGCCAAUACAGCCCACCACCCAUGACCGACGACGACACACACGCGCCCACGACAAAGACGCGUGCCCACGCACGGAGGAUUCUGCUCACGUCAACAGAAAUGGGCAACGACGAGCCCAGAACAUAUAGAAUAGAGUAUGGAUUCCAUCUGAAAAAAGUAUGGAAUCCAUGUGAAAAAGUAUGGAAUCCAUCCCCCAUUCCAUGGAAUCCAUCCCCCAAAGUCAUGGAAUCCAUCCCCCCAUUCCAUGGAAUCCAUCUGGAAUUUCUGCAGUCCACCCCCCAUUCCAUGGAUUCCACAUGGAAUAACCUGGGGAGGGUAAAGUAUAAAGUAUUGCGGAAUUGGGCCAUGGGUCAAUAUUACAACCCUGUUGACGAUGAAGAACUACAUAUUUCUUCUAAUGUAGAAAAGGUCAAGGGCAUUGUGAAAAUCUAUGUAUCACCUUUGGACCCUGUUGAACUUGACUUCACUAAGAUGCAACCUAGCCUAAAGGUUCCUGUCACUGUUAACUUAAACUUGGGGCCAGUUCUGAAGGAAGUAGCUGUUCGUUGGCCACCCAUCACUCGAAAUCAUAUUCUUGUUUAUGAUGCUUUAGAUGGGCUUUGGGUUGCUGAAGGGAUCUAUGAUAGUGCAGUCGAGAUAAAUGACAGUAUUUUAUUCGACAAUUCUGAUGGGAAAGCAACUCUUCACAUUCUUGUUAGUUCUUUUGAGUCUGGGAUUUCUUUGUCCUCUAUUGCUCCUUCUCGUGCUCAUUCACUCCAAGGUGGAUCUAUUCCAUCUAUGUCUCAUUCUUCCACACCCAUUCGUUCCCACUCUCGCACACAUUCCAUAUCUACUUCAGAGGACAUCCAAUCUGGCAGCAUUGAACCAUCAACUGCAGAUGCUGAGGACUCAGUUGGUCAAACUUCUUUCACUGCAUAUGAAAUGAGUCUUCUCCAUAUUCUCAAGGUUCCAAUGAACCUUACACUCACCAAAGCUCUUAAUAACAUGCGCCAAGUCAAGCAGUGGCCUGAAAAAACACCUACUGAGAAGGAGGUUACUGAGCUGUUUAUUGGAAAAGCCAGUGGAGCAAUGUUUGGUGUCCAACCUUCAGUAGAGUUUUACAGCACUUUCCAGAAAUGCAAGGAUGCAGAGGAGCUUUGGGGAAUAGAUGCGAAGUACACUCUAAAGAUGUUGAAAGAAUGGAUGGAUCAGGGAGGAAAGCCUUUGAAAGGAAAGGCUAGGGUUGUUGAAGAAGCUGUUGCUGAAAGCUCAUCGAAGGGACUUGGAAAGGAGAAGGAUAAGGAUAAGAAGAAGAAGAAGAAGAAGAAGAAGUCAGAGAAAUCAGAUGAAUACUUAGUGAAGCCUCAUGUUAUGAUUGUCUCAACUUUGGUCUGGCUGCUGUUAUGUCUUGCACUCCAACUUUUCAUAUCAGUCACUGGACCAACAGCAGCAGGAUUCAUAAAUGUCAUUUUUCUUGCUGGAUUUUCUUUGAAAUGUUAUACAUUGGCUACAUCACCAAUAAGUUGGCUGCUUGUAUGGCUUGCAUUUGUUCCUUGCUUUUAG
Laccaria bicolor S238N-H82 is the source of this 1662-nucleotide messenger RNA. RefSeq lists its product as uncharacterized. Lineage: Eukaryota; Fungi; Basidiomycota; Agaricomycetes; Agaricales; Hydnangiaceae. The record is from RefSeq and is a predicted model, not a curated record. The transcript is spliced from 8 exons. Bases 1 to 1662 code for a protein of 553 amino acids.